This is a messenger RNA of Suncus etruscus (white-toothed pygmy shrew), 4770 nucleotides long. RefSeq names its product laminin subunit gamma 3 (gene LAMC3). Lineage: Eukaryota; Metazoa; Chordata; Mammalia; Eulipotyphla; Soricidae. Bases 1 to 4740 code for a protein of 1579 amino acids. The transcript is spliced from 28 exons. The record is from RefSeq and is a predicted model, not a curated record.
AUGGCUGCCGGCGCACGGCUGUGGGCGCUCCUGGCACUCCUGGCACGGCUGGCACAGCUGGCACAGCUGGCACGACGGGCGGCGGGCAUGGGCGCUUGUUACGACGACUCGGGGAGGCCUCAGCGCUGCCUCCCCGAGUUCGAGAACGCUGCGUUCGGGCGGCCGGUCCUGGCCUCGCAUACCUGCGGGUCGCCCCCCGAAGACUUCUGCCCGCACCUGGGCACAGCGCAGGGCACCGGGGCGCAGUGUGCCCGCUGCGACGCCUCGGACCCGCGGCUCCAUCACAACGCGUCCUACCUCACCGACUUCCACAGCCAAGAGGAGAGCACCUGGUGGCAGAGCCCAUCCAUGGCCUUCGGGGUGCAGUACCCCAACUCCGUCAACCUCACCCUGCGCCUGGGGAAAGCCUACGAGAUCACCUACGUGCGGCUGAAGUUCCAUACCAGCAGGCCCGAGAGCUUCGCCAUCUACAAGCGCAGCUGGGAGGGUGGCCCGUGGGAGCCAUACCAGUACUACAGUGCCUCAUGCCAGCGCACUUACGGCAAAGCCGAGAGCCACCUCCUACAUCCCGGUGAGGAGGAGCGUGUGGCCUUCUGCACAUCUGAGUUCAGCGACAUCUCUCCUCUGAGUGGUGGCAAUGUGGCCUUCUCCACUCUGGAGGGCCGGCCCAGCGCCUACAACUUUGAGGACAGCCUGGCGCUGCAGGAGUGGGUCACCAGCACAGAGAUUCUCAUCUCCCUGGACCGGCUCAACACAUUUGGGGACGACAUCUUCAAGGACCCACGGGUGCUCCAGUCCUAUUACUAUGCUGUGACUGACUUCUCUGUGGGCGGCAGGUGCAAAUGUAAUGGCCACGCCAACAAGUGCGGCCCCAACGCAGCAGGCCAGAUGGUGUGUCACUGCCAGCAUAACACCACGGGCCCUGACUGUGAGCGCUGUGCACCCCUCUUCCAGGACAGGCCCUGGGCCCGAGGCACCUCGGCUGAUGCCCAUGAGUGUCUGCCCUGCAACUGCAAUGGCCAUGCCGAGGCCUGCACCUUCGACCAGGAGCUCUUCCGGAGCACUGGGCAUGGGGGCCUGUGCCUGAACUGCCGCGAUCACACGGCUGGGCAGCACUGUGAGCGCUGCCAGGAGAACUUCUACCGCUGGAAUGAGAAGGCCCAGUGCCAGCCUUGUGACUGCCACUCAGCAGGUUCCCUGCACCUCCAGUGUGACAGUACUGGAACCUGCACCUGUAAGAAUACAGUCACUGGCUGGAAAUGCGACCGCUGCUUGCCAGGCUUCCACUCGCUUAGCGAGGGUGGCUGCCGAGCCUGCCGCUGCUGUCCUGCAGGCAGUCUGGGCACCUGUGAGCCCCACAGUGGACGCUGUUCCUGCAAGGAGAAUGUGGAAGGUGCUCAUUGUGACAGAUGUCGCCCCGGGACCUUCAACCUGCAGCCACACAAUCCUGUUGGCUGUAGUAGCUGCUUCUGCUACGGUCACUCCCGGGUGUGCUCAAGUGCCACCGGAUACCGGGUAUACUACAUUGUCACUGACUUUCUUCAGGGAGUCCAGGGCUGGCGCUCCAAAAGCUGGGAUGGCCCAGAGCGUCCAGCACAGUGGAGUCCAGCAGGGCUGCGCUUGAACCCCAUGGAGGAGGAAGAGAUCGUGGCACCAGAGAAGUUCCUGGGAGACCAGCGAUUCAGCUACGGGCAGCUCCUCACCUUGACCUUCCAGGUACCCCCCAAAGUCUCCCUGCUGCCGGUGCAGCUGAGGCUGGAGGGGGCAGGCUUGGCCCUGACUCUGGGUCACUCCAACAUCUCCGGAGCCCCCAGGGCUGGACACCGAGGAGAGGUGGAACUCAGCUUCCUACUGCAGGAGACAUCUGAGGAUGCGAGCCCCCUGCUGCCUGCCUUCCACUUCCAGCGGCUUCUCACCAACCUGACAGCUCUCCACAUCCAAGCCAAUCUCUCUGUUGCAGGUCAAGUCUUUCUGCAGAAGAUCCAGCUCCAGUCUGCCCAGCGGGGACACUCCCCACCUGCCUCCUGGGUGGAAACUUGUUCAUGUCUUCCAGGGUACACAGGCCAGUUCUGUGAGGCCUGUGCCCCUGGAUACAAGCGAGAGUCCCCACUGGGGGGCCCCUAUGCCAACUGCGUGCCCUGCGCCUGUAACCAGCAUGGCACUUGUGAUCCGCACACUGGGAUCUGCAAAUGCGAGCACCACACGGAGGGUCUGUCUUGUGAGCGCUGCCUGUCAGGCUUCUAUGGCGACCCCUUCAGAGGCCAGGCCAACGACUGCCAGCCCUGCCCGUGCCCUGGGCAGUCGGCCUGCACACUUAUCAAGGAGAGCGGCGAAGUGGUGUGUACCCAGUGUCCUGCGGGCCAGAGAGGGCGGCGCUGUGAGAUCUGCGAUGACGGCUUUUUUGGGGACCCACUGGGGCUGUCUGGGCCCCCACAACCCUGCCAGCAGUGUCAGUGCAGUGGGAAUGUGGACCCGAACGCAGUGGGCAACUGUGACCCCCAGUCCGGCCGCUGCCUGCGCUGCCUGCACAACACAACUGGGGAGCACUGUGAGCGCUGUCAGGAUGGGUUCUAUGGCAAUGCGCUGGCCCCCCAUCCCGUGGACAAGUGCAGAGCCUGCAGAUGCCAUCCUGGGGGCUCCAUCGGCACUGGCGAGGACAAACCAUGUGACGUGAUAACUGGCCAGUGUACCUGCCUUCCUCACAUCACUGGGCGGGACUGUAGUCACUGUGAACCUGGCUUCUAUGGGCUCCAGAAUGGGAGUAGCUGCCAGAGAUGCCAGUGCCACCCUCUGGGCUCCCGAAGUAAUUACUGUAACCCUCAGACGGGCCACUGCCCAUGCCGCCCAGGGGUGGGAGGUCAUCUCUGCGACAGGUGUCAGCCUGGUUUCUUUGGCUUCUCCAUCAAGGGCUGCCGGGACUGCAGGUGCUCCCCACUGGGCUCUGUCUCAGCUCAGUGUCUGGAGAACAGCACCUGCUUGUGCCGCCCUGGCUUCGUGGGCUACAAGUGCGACCGCUGCCAGGACAACUUCUUCCCCACGAAGGGUGGCACCCACUGCCAGCAGUGCCCGACCUGCUACAAGCUGGUGAAGAAGGAGGCGGACAAGUUGAGGGCCAUGCUGGCCCAGAUGGAGAGUUGGUUCUACAUAUCCAGCUGCAGCAGGCCCUGGGCACCCCUGGACAUUCUGUACCAAGAUGAAGCGCUAGGUGACAUCUUCCAUGGUCACCCUCUGCUCCAAGGUGCCCAGGAGGCCCUUAUAGAACAGGUGGCCAGCUUGGAAGCCUCAGUGGUGGCCAUGAGACAAAGGCUGCCAGGGCUGAGUGAAGCCACCAGCUGUGUCCAGGAGGGACCCCGGAAGGCCUGCACCCAACUGAGAGAGCUGGAGGCCACGCUGGUAUCCACAGAAGAAGAGAUUCUCCAUGCUGCCUCUGUCCUCAAAACUCUGUACAUUCCUCUGGAAGCUCAAAUGCCCAUGCAGUUCAGCAACUGGAGCCAGCUGGCCAUGGAUGCUAGUGCCCUGGGCAGGAGCCAUAGGAAAAUCUCCAUCAAGAUAGAGAACACGGGUAAGCGGGCCCUGCUCGCUGCUCACACCAGUUACGAGCUUCUUCAGGAGCUUCUGGAGGGAAAAGCAGCUCAAAGGAUCCGGCAGGAGCUGGAGGAUAGGUACCAGGAAAUCCAGGUGACCCAGAAGGCAGUGGAUGCGGCCAUGGCCAAGGCACUACCCAAAGCUCAGCGUGUGCUGGCCACUGUGCAGCAAAUGGACUCAAGCACAGCCCUGCACCCGGACUUGCUCCCUACCCCCAAAGCAGUGGAUGAAAAUUUUGGGAUCAAGGAUCUGGAAUUGAAGACACAGGCCCUGAAGGAGAUGGUGGCAUCAAAAGAAUACACAGUCUCCAACAGGGUCCAAGAAAUCCAGGCUGCACUCAACUAUACAGAACCUCACAGGCAGUUGUACCAGGAGGCUAGAGUUGUCCUCACCCGGGCAAACAUGACUGUUCAGGCUGCCACGGUGACCAUGAUGGGUGCUAAGACCCUGAAGGCUGAUCUGGAAGGGAUAAAGCUGCAGUUUCCCAAGCCCCAGGACCUGGAGGUGCUGAGCAGGCAGGCAGACAGCAUCCGGGAUGGGGUCCUUGCAGACUCAAAGAAGAAAGUUCAGAUGGCAGAGAGGAUGCUGGGAAAGGCGAUGUCUGUCUCCUCUGCUGCUGAGAAGAAGGGCAGGGAAGCCAAACUGCUGGCCACAGACAGUGCCCGGCUUGCCAAGAAUGCUCUAAGGAAGGGCAAGCAAGCAUUACGCCAUGCGAGCCGGCUCUCCAGCCAGACGAAGGUGGUGCUCCGGCAGGCCAGCCGACAGACACUCAACAUGGAGAUGCGCAAACAAGAACUAGAGGAAGUCGGGCGGAUGGGCUUAGACCUGAGAGAGAUGGAGACACAGGUCAGGACAGAACGUAUCUCCCUGGAGGAUGACAUCAAGACUUUGGCAGAGUUGCUGACCAAGCUGGGGUCUCUGGACGCCCACCCAGCGGCCCUGAACCAAACCCAGGAGGCCCUGGAGCGAUUGCAGGGGCAGCUAAGCCCACCAGGGGCGCUGCAGGGGAAGCUGUCACGCCUGGAGCAGGAGUCAAAGCUGCAGGAGCUGCAGAGGCAACAGCUGGAGAGCGAUUUGGCCCAGGUGCGAGCCGACAAGCAGAACCUGGAGACCAUCCUGCUCAGCCUGCCGAGGGGCUGUGAGGGGCUUCGAUGAGGGACCCAGUUUGUGGAGGGACCCUCUCCC